This is a messenger RNA of Trichosurus vulpecula (common brushtail), 2456 nucleotides long. It is a transcript of the gene CDHR5, whose product is annotated as cadherin related family member 5. Gene Ontology annotation, molecular function: calcium ion binding; cadherin binding. The transcript is spliced from 14 exons. Gene Ontology annotation, biological process: multicellular organism development; cell morphogenesis; adherens junction organization. Bases 4 to 2418 code for a protein of 804 amino acids. Lineage: Eukaryota; Metazoa; Chordata; Mammalia; Diprotodontia; Phalangeridae. Gene Ontology annotation, cellular component: catenin complex; membrane; adherens junction. The record is from RefSeq and is a predicted model, not a curated record.
ACCAUGGAGGUCUCUGGGUGGGCCCUGGGGCUUCUACCGCUGCUACUGCUUCUCCCCGGAGCUGAGAGCCAGACCCAGGUGUGCUCUGUGAACCAGGAGUUGUUCUCUGUGAAAGAGAAUGAGCUCCCUCCGAAUCCCCUAGCCACAGUCUCGGCACCCCUGGGGCAGACAGUGGUUGUGGGUGAUUCGUCCAAUCCUAAGGACAUCUUCGAUAUUGUGAAUGGUGAGCUGUGGCUCACCAGGGCCCCCGAUUAUGAGACACAGAGUGUGUUGACUGCCAUCCUGGAGUGCAAAGAAGGGUCCACUGUGGUGACCACACUGCCCGUGAUUGUGGAGGUCCUCAAUGUCAACGAUAUGGCUCCCGUGUUUCCCUUUUCCAGCAAGGCCUGGAAUGUCAGCGAGGACACCAACGUGGGGACCACUGUCAUCCCAGCCACAGAACUGACAGCCACAGAUGAGGAUGGAGACACGCUUUUCUACAGUCUCUUAGGGCAGAGCCCCCCGGAUGCAGACCUGGUUUUCUCCCUGGCUGGAGUUAACUUCCCCGCCCUUCAGCUGGUCCAGGCUCUGGACUACGAGAAGAACCCAAUCAUGGUCCUCCACCUUCUGGCCAGGGACACUCUGGAGCCAGAAGUGGAGCCUAGUCACACCGCCACAGCCACAGUCAUAAUCCAAGUGAUGCCUGCAGACAUGCGCCCUCCAUGGUUCUUACCCUGUGUGUACACUGAUGGGCGAAUCUGCGUCCAUGCACAGUACCAAGGAGCUGUGCCCACUGGUUCUGUCCUGACAUCACCCCUGACCUUCGAACCUGGGCCUGUAUACGCUAUCGAUGGAGACACUGCCAUCAAUGAACCAAUCGGAUACAGCAUUAUUGAGGGGAACACAGAUGAUACAUUUCAGAUUGGUGUGGACUCGGGCAACAUCACCAUGGCCAAAGCUGUCCCUGACCCCAAGACCUUCAAUCUGCUAGUCCAGGCUCAACAGCAAGUGCACACGGGAAGCUAUUCUGUGACUCAGGUCACCAUCCAGGCAGUGGCUGGGCAGCUGUACCCACCUCGAUUCCCCCAGGCCCUAUACCGAGGCUGGGUGCCCCCAGGCACUGGCGUCAAUGUCGCUGUGAGAGAUGCAGAAGACCCUGAGAAGGAGCUGAGGCUCAGAGCUGAGGAUGACGACUUCCCAGCAGGUGUGCCCAAUUCAGGCCUCCAGUACCGAAUCACCAACAGCUCGGCCUUCAGGAUGUCUGGGGAGGUUGUUCGGACCAAUGAUACGGUGGGGCCCCCGCAGGUGCUUUACCUGGAGGCUGAGGUCUUGGAUGAGCUGACCUCGGAGAAGGAUACCACCACCAUUGAGAUCCUUGUCCAAGACACAAAGCCCACCCCUCCAGGUGGCUCCCCAGGAGGCCAGGAGCAGCAGAGGUCCACAGUGAAUGAGAUGGCCAUCCUGGGAGGGGUGCUGGGAGCCCUGCUCUUCCUGUCCCUGGUCCUGCUGGGAGUCUUCAUCUAUAAGCACGAUAGGUGCCAGAAGUGUGGUCUCAGCAGCAAGCAUGGGAUCGACUUACAGGACUCAGGGUAUGACAACAAAACAUUCCAAGCCCAGGAGUCAGGCCACUGGGCGGCCUUGGCCAGCCCUAGCCCAGAGCUGGGGCUUGGACCUCAGCCCCUCAAGGAUGACUCCCCAGGGGGGCCCAGCAGUGGCCCAGACCCGCCACCUGAGGUCGAGACACCCAGCCCUGUGGUUGGAGAGGCCGAGGAGGAGAAGGGGGAGGCCAGAGAUGAGGGGAGCCUCGGAACCAGUAAAGAGGGGCCUAUGAGGUCUAUCUUGACCAAGGAGCGGAAGUCAGAGGAUGGAGGGUACAAAGCUGUGUGGUUUGGGGAGGACAUUGGUGCCCAGGCAGAUGUGGUGGUCAUCAACAGCCCAGUGGCCGAGGAGCCCAUGGUGGUGCCAGAGGAGCCUGAGGAGCCUGAGGAGCUCGAUAUGGUCCUGGUGGUGUCUGAGGAGCCUGAGGAACUCCUGAUGGCAUCUGUAGAGCCCCAGUUGCUCUCGGUGGUGCCCAAGGAGCCGCCCAAGGAGCCACCCAAGGAGCCCAUGGUAGUGCCCGAGGAAGAGCCUGAGGAGCCCAUGGUGAUGCCUGAGGAAGAGCCCAUGGCACCCGUGGUGGUGCCCAGGGAGCCUGUGGAGGAGCCCAAGGAAGAGCCUGAGGAGCCUGAGGAGGAGCCCGAGGAGGACCCCAAGGAGCCUGUGGUGGCACCUGAGGAAGAGUCUGAGGAGCCUGUAGUGGCAUCCGAGGAAGAGCCCAGGGAGGAGUCCAAGGUUGACCAGAGCAAUGUAGAAGCAAAUAAGAGUGGGGACAGGGAAAUGCAGAUACAGCCAACCUCGGCUGAGGACGAACCAGCCCCCGAGGCCAACAGCCCACCCUAAUGGGGCCGAGUCCCAGCUGAGGUCUCUGGGCCUCCCUC